Messenger RNA from Rhododendron vialii, 2068 nucleotides. RefSeq lists its product as uncharacterized. NCBI's taxonomy places the organism in Eukaryota, Viridiplantae, Streptophyta, Magnoliopsida, Ericales, Ericaceae. The coding region runs from base 1 to 1734 and encodes 577 amino acids. The record is from RefSeq and is a predicted model, not a curated record. The transcript is spliced from 5 exons.
AUGGAGUACGUUGAAGAAUUGGAAAAGAGCACCUCCUAUGCCUGGUCAACAUUCUUUAUGGAAGAGCUGAUCAAGCAAUUGAACACCAAUUUUAAAUCUAAAACACCACAAAAGACCGGAGGAUGCAUAACAGGACUCUUGUAUUGGUUGUGUGAGCACGUACACUUGGUAAACCAAGGAGAUCCAACAAACUUCCCAAGGUUCAUCAAGUGGAGGCUUGGCGACCUCGGUGAGGCGUUGGUGAAAAACCCGUUGGGUGUUCUUGAUUCAUCGAUGGUGAAUGACUCCGAGUUGGAGGCAACUGAUUUGGAGAAAGAGUUGCUCCAAUUUGUUGAGGUGCCAGAAGAUGAGGAUGUGAAGUUGGAAGAUCAGGAGGAUACAGAUACAGACGGUGAUGAUGCGAACCAUAACGAUGCAAAUAAAGAGCUUCAAAAGGAAAACGAAAUCCUCCGAGACGAAGUCAAGAGGUUGACAGAGGAGAAUCAGCAAAAGGAUGCUACAAUUGCCAAGCUUCAGCAAAAAAAUUUGCAGCUUGAAGACGAAACAGUUCCUGACCUUGGAUUUGAAGUCAAGGUCGCACAUGUUGAGAGGAAUUUCAUGGUGAGAGAGGUUCAAAAUAAGGAAGUGGAGAACGACUUUAUAGCUGGAAAACUAGAGAAAACACAUGAAAGUAUCCACGACUUGGCUACAUAUUGUAUUACCCAACAAUUUGAGGAACUGAAUCCUCAACCUCUCAAGCGUGCUUGCAGUUUCCAUCAAGCAGACCCUGUGCGAAUUCUUCUCGAAACUCCACCUGUUGAGAAGGAACCUGCAGCUAGUCCAGCUCCUCUGCUCGCUUACCCUUCUACAGACCCUCCAAAUACCAGAUGUUUGAAAAUGAUGGUUACAGAGGGUGCUUCUUCUAAAAUGACCUCCGUUCAAUAUCCUUCACCUGACAAGGCUACAAUCCCACAGGUCAUGACCAUAUCUUCUACCGGGCUUGAUCGACAGCUUGUUCAGGCAAGCCAGACUCCGGAAGCAACUGUAAAGGCAGAUGGAGGAGAAGGUCUGGAGUCCUUCUUUGGCUCUCUUAUUAUGAAGACAACUACCCCAGCUGCUUCUGGGGCCUCAGGCAGUGCCACUACUUUGGCCAUUGACCCUCCACCUUUGACUGCGGAGAUUGAAACGGCCAAGACCACCUUCAGAUCCCUCCUCCAUCUGUCAUUCCCCGGUAUCCUUGAUAGUUCAGAAUCUUUAGAUACCUUUGAAAAAUCCCUAGACACCCUUGUCAGGUCACAAGCCUUGGGCCGUGAUCUCCAGCCAGCCUUGCUGCUGUUCAAGAUUGCCUUUCCCAGCCUCAGCCAGACUUAUACUUCUACUAAGCAAAGCAAGGCUGAGGUUAAUAAGCAACUCCAGCGAGCUGAUGUUCUUAGUGCCAAAUUUAAGGAAGAGCUAGAAUGCUACCGGAAACUGAAGAUAGAGGAAGAGGAUGCCCGGGCAGAGAAGAAAGCGGUCAAGGAUCAGAUUUCUAUGCUUCAACUUAGGCUUUCUCAACUUGAUGACAAUCUGAAAGAUCUCUCCUCACAAAAGGAAAUGCUCUACCAGACCAUGGAGGUCCAUCACAGUACAUACGAGAAGAUGGACAUACACUUGUUAUCUUUCACCAAGAGCAAGCUAGAGGCUGAGCUGGCUGACAUCGAGAAGGCCUGGGUGAACCUUAUGUCAAGAUUUGGCAGCGUGCAACAGAACAGUUAAUUUUGUUUUGCCAUUGUGGAUAUGGCUUUUGGAUAUCAGGUAAUCGGACAAGUAAAGCAGAAGCUUUUGUUGGCAGACUCUAGCGAGUCGCCACAUGUCAUCUUCUAACAUGUUAGAAUUAUGGCUUAGCAAAAAAAAAAAAGCAUGUUAGAAUUAUGCCUGUUGUAAUUACCAGAAUCUAAGAAACAUCUCUCUCUUAGCCUUCUCCUCUUCCUCUCAUGUUCUUCUUCUUCAGUUUUUCUAUUUCUCCAUAAUCUUCUGUGUCUCUUUUUCUUGCCUCGCAUGGUAUGUUACUUAUGUUUUUGUUUGAAAGAUUGUUGGUGUUAUUGUUGUU